AUGCUGCUUCCCAAAGAGCUGAAGUAUGCGGCCAUUGCUGGCGGGGUGGCGAUAUUUGGUCUCAUCUUCGGAUGGGUGCUGUUUCCCACUAUUUUGAAGAGCCAACUGAAAAAGGAAAUGGCUCUAUCGAAGAAGACGGACGUGCGCCAGAUGUGGGAGAAGAUCCCUUUUCCCCUGGACUUCAAGGUGUACAUAUUCAACUAUACUAAUGCUGAAGAAGUGGCGAAAGGAGCUACACCAAUCCUGAAGGAGAUUGGACCUUAUCAUUUUGAUGAAUGGAAAGAGAAAGUAGACGUGGAGGAUCAUGAGGAAGAUGAUACGAUUACUUAUAAAAGACGAGAUGUGUUCUACUUAAACCCUGAGCUGACUGCUCCAGGGUUGACAGGAGAAGAAAUUGUGGUGAUACCACACGUCUUUAUGCUGGGCAUGGCGCUAACAGUCCAGAGAGAAAAGCCAGCCAUGUUGAAUAUGGUUGGCAAAGCGAUGAACGGGAUCUUUGAUGAUCCUCCUGAUAUAUUCUUGAGGGUCAAAGCUAUGGACAUCUUGUUCCGAGGGAUGAUCAUCAAUUGUGCUAGAACUGAGUUUGCUUCAAAGGCCACUUGCACUGCACUGAAGAAGGAAGGUGUCAGUGGGCUUGUUUUGGAACCUAAUAAUCAAUUUCGGUUCUCAAUAUUUGGAACGCGAAACAACACAAUAGACCCUCACGUGAUAACAGUCAAACGUGGUAUAAAGAAUGUGAUGGAUGUCGGUCAAGUGGUGGCAGUGGAUGGUCACACGGAACAGACCAUUUGGAAGGACACGUGCAAUGAGUACCAGGGCACUGAUGGUACUGUGUUCCCACCCUUCUUAACUGAGAAUGAUCGCCUUCAAUCUUUCUCCACUGAUUUGUGCAGGUCCUUCAAGCCAUGGUAUCAAAAGAAGAGUUCCUACAGGGGCAUAAAGACCAACCGAUACGUAGCAAACAUUGGAAACUUGGCUGAGGACCCAGAACUGCAGUGCUUCUGUCCCCAGCCAGACAAAUGUCCUCCGAAAGGCCUAAUGGACCUGGCUCCUUGUAUCAAGGCCCCGAUGUACGCCUCCAUGCCUCAUUUCUUGGACAGUGAUCCGGCUUUGCUGAGCAAGGUCAAAGGUCUUAAUCCCGAUGUCAAUGCGCAUGGAAUUGAAAUUGAUUUUGAACCGAUAUCAGGCACACCGCUGGUAGCAAGACAAAGGAUCCAAUUUAAUAUUCAACUGCUAAAAACUGACAAAUUAGACCUUUGCAAGGAUCUUUCUGGAGAUAUUGUACCUUUAUUCUGGAUUGAAGAGGGAUUGGCUUUGAACAAGACGUUCGUGAACAUGCUGAAACACCAGCUCUUUAUACCAAAGAGAGUGGUGGGAGUACUGCGCUGGUGGAUGGUGUCCUUCGGAAGCCUUGGAGCAGUGAUUGGAAUAGUGUUCCACUUCAGAGAUCACAUAAUGCGUUUAGCCGUUUCUGGAGACUCGAAGGUGUCAAAAGUGACACCCGAGGAAGUCGAGGAGCAGAAGGACAUCAGUGUGAUUGGGCCAGCACAGGAACCAGCCAAGAUCAACAUAUAA
This is a messenger RNA of Spodoptera littoralis (African cotton leafworm), 1575 nucleotides long. The record is from the annotation of a GenBank genome assembly. Lineage: Eukaryota; Metazoa; Arthropoda; Insecta; Lepidoptera; Noctuidae.